Paramormyrops kingsleyae is the source of this 2248-nucleotide messenger RNA. RefSeq names its product A-type voltage-gated potassium channel KCND2-like. The record is from RefSeq and is a predicted model, not a curated record. Gene Ontology annotation, cellular component: voltage-gated potassium channel complex; neuronal cell body; postsynaptic membrane. NCBI's taxonomy places the organism in Eukaryota, Metazoa, Chordata, Actinopteri, Osteoglossiformes, Mormyridae. Gene Ontology annotation, molecular function: protein binding; A-type (transient outward) potassium channel activity. Gene Ontology annotation, biological process: protein homooligomerization; action potential; potassium ion transmembrane transport.
GUAUCUUGAUUUUCGAUGUUCCCAGUUUUCCCCUGGUUGUUUCCCGCUGUCGGCACUAGUGGCAUCCCCGCCAGUCCGCAAAAUGCACUGACUGAAAGUUACUCUGCGUCAAGUACAACGGCGGGGAAUUAAUUUGGUAAUUCUUGCAACGUGUUCGUUUUAAGCAUGUUGUUGAUUUGUUUUCGAAGCUCUUUUUCCAAUUGCGAUGAAUACAAAAGAAUAAAACCUGCAUGAAAGAGGCUAUUCUUAUAAAAUAGGUAUCUUCCCCCCAUACUACCGUGGUCCCCUGAUAGCCAAACUAAUCCUGGCUAUUGCAAAAGAAGUUUGGCAUGGCAGCAGAAAAUGCAACUUGGCUUCCCUUUGCCCAAGCGGCAGCUAUAGGGUGGAUACCGGUGGCGAGGUCUUCCAUGCCGGGUCCGCCAGCGCACCGGAAAGCACCUGACGGCUUCAUUAUUCUCAAUGUCAGUGGAACAAGAUUUCAGACUUGGCGUAACACUUUAGAGCGGUUCCCGAAUACAUUACUUGGCUGCACUGAACGAGAUUUUUUUUUCCACGAAGAAACUAAUGAGUACUUCUUCGAUCGAGACCCUGAGCUCUUCAGACACAUCCUGAACUUUUAUCGCACUGGUAAAUUGCACUACCCGCGACACGAGUGCGUUUCGGCGUACGACGAAGAGCUGGCUUUCUUCGGGAUCAUGCAGGAGAACAUGGGGGACUGUUGUUACGAAGAUUACAAGGACCAUAAGUGUGAGAACCUGGAACGGAUGCAGGAUGCGCAGGACACACUGACAAAAGAGAAUCACGAGAACGAUGUUCUUGCUGGUAUGACCCUGAAACAGUCCAUGUGGAGAGCUUUUGAAAAUCCGCACACGAGCACUCCGGCUCUGGUGAUUUAUUAUGUCACUGGGUUUUUCAUCGCAGUUUCCGUCCUGGCCAACGUGUUAGAAACGGUACCAUGUGGGACCUCAGCGAAGACGACAGUCUCCUGCGGGAAGCGCUACCAGCUGCAGUUCUUCUGCUUAGAUACUGCCUGUGUGAUGAUUUUCACGAUGGAAUACCUGUUGCGUCUGUUUGCUGCGCCAAACCGACUCAAGUUUGUUAAAACUGUGAUGAGUAUUAUAGAUGUGGUUGCGAUCAUGCCAUAUUACAUAGGACUCUUCAUGACUGACAAAGGCGAGGUGAGCGGAGCCUUUGUCACUUUGAGGGUGUUCCGAGUGUUUCGCAUUUUCAAGUUCUCCCGUCAUUCUGCAGGCCUGCGUAUUCUGGGCAACACUUUGAAGAGUUGUUUCUCCGAGCUGGGGUUUUUGCUCUUUUCUUUGACGAUGGCUAUCAUUAUUUUUGCAACGGUGAUAUUCUACGCAGAGAAAGGUGUGAAAAGGAGCAAGUUCACCAGCAUCCCAGCAUCCUUCUGGUAUACUAUUGUCACAAUGACCACGCUCGGGUAUGGUGACAUGGUUCCAAAGACCAUCAUGGGAAAAGUUUUUGGGUCGAUCUGUUCACUGUGUGGGGUGCUGGUCAUUGCUCUGCCUGUGCCUGUGAUUGUCUCCAAUUUCAUCCGCAUCUACCAGCAAAGCCAGCGUUCAGAAAAGCGGCAAGCACAAAAGAAAAGCAGGCUGGUUAUGACUCGGCUUGCCAGGAAGAGUGGUGCUAGCAGCUAUUUGCAGUACAAGCACGGUGGGCUCUUGAGAGGCUCCAAGGAAGAGGUAUCUAGGGACACUGGACAGGCACGGUCUAAGAAGAAUAACUCCAGUUUUCAGACUGAACAGCACCACCUGCUGUACUGCCUGGAGAGGACCACGAACCAUGAAUUUGUGGAUGAGCAGACCCAUCAGAUGUGCUCCACGGUGAUGGGGCCCCAGAUCUCUUCACGUUCUCCUUCCUCUUCAUCACGAAGCUUUUGCCUGAGGAAAAAAAAGAGGUUCAGUCUGCCCAAAGUUACAAUGACUGCCAGACUCCAGGGCAACUUUCAGGAAUUCAGCCACCUGCAGGAAGGACCUCCAACCAGCCGGCGCUCAAGACUGAAUGCAGUUGUAGAUGAGUCAGGGCCCCUAAAUAGAGAACAGCACCACCUGCAGGAUCCCUUCAUCAGCUCACCCAGGGUCUCGCAAGACAGUACUUUUACAGUGUCUGCUGUAUAGCCUGCUGUCAACUUACAAGACCUUGUUGGACAGUGAAAAAGGAGAUACUUUUGAAAAAAUAACAAUGGCUUGAAGACAUUAUUGCCAACAAAAUAAACACAGAUAUGAGA